Parasteatoda tepidariorum (common house spider) is the source of this 1458-nucleotide messenger RNA. Its product is annotated as phospholipid scramblase 1. Gene Ontology annotation, molecular function: phospholipid scramblase activity. NCBI's taxonomy places the organism in Eukaryota, Metazoa, Arthropoda, Arachnida, Araneae, Theridiidae. The record is from RefSeq and is a predicted model, not a curated record. Gene Ontology annotation, cellular component: plasma membrane. Gene Ontology annotation, biological process: plasma membrane phospholipid scrambling.
AAUAAAAAGUUACUGAUAAAUAUAACUAUAAUUCUCGUACAAUUUUGGACCAUCUAAUUCUAAGAAAAAAAUAGAAAAGGUUGUGUGUGAUUAAUAUCUUUUAUGAAAAGAAGGAAAUUAUUAGCCAACUCUUCAAUGCAUGUGACGUCAUUUGCGUGUAAACACUGUUUUGUCCUUGAAAAUAAAUCGAAACUGCGAGAGAGACACACCAUUGCUAAGAACACCCAAACUAAAAAGCAAUUUUUUCUGGUGCGCUAGUAUCAAAUAGUUUAGGAAGAAGCUGAAAAGCUUAUGAAUUCAGCUUUAAAAAUUUAAAAGAGAAUUUAUUUUUAUAUGUGUUUACUGUAAAGGAUUAAAGAAUACAUUUGUUUACUGUUUGAUCAUGUUUUCCAACGCAGCAAAAUUCAAAAGCCAUUUCUUGAAGGUUUGUGAAGUUUGAAAGUAAUGAGCUCUUUUCCAAAUACAAACUACAGCCAUCCUUUCAGUGUCGAACUUCAAGAUCAAAAUAUGUCUACUGCAUUGUAUCCAGCAUUAGAUGAGGCGGUAACUAUAACAAAUCAACCCGGUGCUAAAAUUCCAGGAUUGAAUGGCAACAGGAUUGAAAUUCCUAGUGGAAUGUCAGCGGACAAUCCUGCGCUGGAAUAUCUUAAGAUGGUUGAUCAACUCAUUGUGCACCAAAAAGUUGAAGUGUUAGAAACAUGCUUGGGCUGUGAAACUAGAAAUAAAUAUACUAUUAAAAACAGUAUGGGACAACCUAUCUAUUCAGCUGUCGAAGAUACAGACUGUUGCGCUCGUAAUAUAUGUGCGCAAAUAAGACCGCUAGAUUUGCAAAUAUUGGAUAACAGAGAAAGAGAAGUCAUUCAUUUGUAUCGUGAAUUGCGCUGCCAAUCUUGCUGUUGCCCAUGCUGCUUGCAGCGUUUGGAAAUUUAUUCUCCUCCAAGCCACCUAUUAGGGGUAGUUAUACAAGAAUGGAGUCUACUUGCUCCUAAUCUUAGUGUGCAGACACCGGAAGGUGAAACUCUAUUUACAAUUGAAGGUCCUAUCUGUACCUUUUCCUGUUGUAGUGACGUAGAUUUUCCUGUGUAUAAUGCUAGAAAUGGCAAAAAUAUUGGCAAAAUAACAAAGCAAUGGUCCGGACUGGGAAGAGAAGCGUUUACUGACGCAGACCAUUUUGGAGUAUCUUUUCCCCUGGAGUUAGACGUCAAUCAGAAAGCCAUGCUACUGGGAACUCUUUUUCUUCUUGAUUUGAUGUACUUUGAAAGACAGAAUUGAAUACUACAACUCGAUCGGAAAACACCUUUAUUUAUUACUCGAUGUUCUCAAUUCAAACUCUAUGUCAAUUUAUAAAAUCUAAUUGUGAAUGUUUAUAUUUAUAUGUAAUGAAUUUUAAUAUAUUGCAUCCAUGUUUUCUAAAUACGUAAAAUUUUCAAUGAUUGGAUGGAUAUUGAUGUGACUCGA